Lethenteron reissneri (Far Eastern brook lamprey) is the source of this 2016-nucleotide messenger RNA. RefSeq names its product olfactomedin-4-like. Lineage: Eukaryota; Metazoa; Chordata; Hyperoartia; Petromyzontiformes; Petromyzontidae. Gene Ontology annotation, biological process: signal transduction. The record is from RefSeq and is a predicted model, not a curated record.
AGGCUGCUCGUUUUGUUAAGUCGCUGUGCAGUUGGUUCCAAAUAUUCUCAAUACCAGUUUGAGUUCAAAUCCUGCGCGCGGGCGUGUGUGUGUGUGGUAGUGCCGUGCCGUCCAGAGUCUUCAGAACGAUGUUCACCAUGGGAAAAUGUAUCCUGGUCUCAUGCCUCAUUUGGAUGGUGGUAUUGAAGGUCGAGGCAUCAUGGGCCCCACGUGUGAAUGCAUCCCAAGCGCAGGACGGGAUGUGCCAAUGCACGGUCCUCGUGGCUGACUCCGUCUUCCCAGCCGAUCGUGUCGAGUCUCUGCAAGAGACUUCACGGACUCUGGCUUUACGCGUGGAGGCGCAGGCUCAGAAGCUGCAGCACAUGGAGGCGACCGUGUCGCUGUACGCGGUGAGACUCGCCAACUUGACCCGGAGGCUCGAGAGCUCCUUCCUCGGCGACGUCUCCAUCACGGAGCUCGACUUUGAGCUGCUGCGGGCCGAGGUGAAGGAGAUGGAGUUGCUCAUCCUGGAGCUCAAGUCGACGAUGGCCGUCAGCAAUCCCGUCCUGGAGAUCCUCCUGGAAGAGGUGGGCAAUGUGAGCGCGACGGUGAACGCGCUCGAACGCUUCGACAAGAACAGCGUCCUGGAGGUCCGACGGCAGGUCGCGGGGCUGCGGAGACGUCUGCAAGAGUGCCAGUCUCAGAACCACAGCUCCACGCCUCGUCCGCUCCCACACUGGAGCUGCGAGCGUAGCGAUCUUGUCGGCGUCGGCCAGCCGCUGCUGCACCAGCUCAACUGGCGCGGUUUCCCCUACAAAUACGGUGCCUGGGGAAAAGACGGUGACCCUCCUGCCGGCAAAGAGGAGUCCUACUGGGUGGCACCGCUCAACACGGACGGUCGUCUCAUGGAGGUCCUGCGAAGCCACAAAAACUACAACGACCUGCUGACAUUUCGCGCCGCGGUCGACAAAAACCUUUUCACAACCGACUCCCGGGGAAACAAGAUCUACACCAACACGCCACAGGGCGCGGGGAUGGUUGUGUACCGCAACCACCUCUACUUCAAUUGCUACAACACGCGGGACGUGUGCAAGGUGAACUUGGACACCAAUGUCAUGUCGCGUAAGCCCCUUGCCGAGGCCGUGUUCAACAACCGUUUCUCUUACUCCUCUAGCACCUGGCAAGACUUUGAUUUCGCCGUCGACGAGAAUGGGCUCUGGCUAAUCUUUUCCACCGAGGCGAGCGGUGGGAACGCGGUGUUGGGCAGGGUCAACAAAACCGACCUCUCGGUGGGAGAUAUCGUCAAGACGAAUUUGUACAAGCCAGGCGCGAGCAACGCGUUCAUGGCAUGCGGGAAGCUCUACGCUACUCGUACGGUCAGCACGAGCAAGGAGGAGGUGUUUUACGUGUUCGACACGAGCACGGGUCGCGAGACGGUGAUGGAAAAGCCGAUAGUGAUGGACAAAAUGGUGGAAGUCGUCCAAAGCCUGAGCUACAAUCCAAUCGACAACAAGCUGUACAUGUACAACGAUGGCUAUCUCGUCACCUACGAUUUGAUUUUCAAGCAGUAAUAGCCAUGAGCCGGGAUAAGAAUGUUCAGAUAUAAGUGUGUUGUGAAUGUUUUUUUUGCCGAUAAGUUCUUUCUUGCUCCUUUCGAUAAUGUUUGUGUUACUCUUACUUGCAUUAUUAUGAUGAUUAUUAUGAUUAUCCUAGAGAUCUGCCUAGACAAUAAGGUGGGGGGGGGGAGCACGCCAUUGGCUACGUACGGUGCGAAAGAAGUUCGACGUACACGCGUAAGUACGGACAACAUACACGAACCGCACGUGACGAGGAUGGGAUUGAUGCGGGCCCACAUCGAUCGCACGCCAUCCGACAGCUGUCACGACGGGAAGGCGCCGACGUUUCCCGCCGGCCUUAACCCGGCGGGGGAACGGGCGCGUGAGGACGCGCGACUCGAGCAUUCUUCAGCGGCUACUCAAGAAUCUUCAUGGCCAUAAAGCACCGCAGUGUAGCAAUUGAUCAUAUUGAACGCAUCAA